CAUUUAGCCUCAGAGCGUCCUUAGGUCACAGAUCGACCUCUGAGAUCCCUGCUUUGAUCAUCUCGGACCACCAUGGUCUCCUACCUUCUCUUACCGGCUGUCAUCCUCUGUGUUGUCGUCUCACAACCAGCCAACAUCACAGGUUUACUCAUCAGAACCCCAAAAAAGACAUUUGACAGAAAAGGUACAGAAAAACCAAAAAAUGAGACAACGAGUUUCUACAAAGACGAGUUUAAAGCAAUUGAAAAUGACCUGGAAAAGAACAACACAUUUUUAGUUAUCUCAGAGGAUAAUGAAAACUUCCAGGACCAGAAGAAUGAAUUUCUACACCAACACUGCCACCAGGAUCUUCUGAUAAAUCUCAGUCAUGUGCACUGUGGUGAACCUUUUCAUGCAGAAAUGCAUAAUAUCCACGCAGAUGAAUGGUGUGUCCUUAAAAGCAUCAUCAGACCCUACAAUGAUUUGACGCAAUGUUUGGAGUUAGUGACCGAGUAUACCGGCUGCUAUUUUCCAAAUCCUGACAUUCAAGACUUCUUCCUCUACAUCCACUCCACCUACUUCCAGAACUGCAUGGAGAAAGCGGAAGAUCAGUUUCAAGAUGCCCCUACCAGCCUGGUGGUGGCACUCACCAUCAUCCCAGUCAGCCUCAUCCCUGUCAUGGUUUGUCUGGUGCUCUGGAAAAGUUAAGAGCAGACUGGCCCAUUUUCCAAAAGAUCAGCCUCAGCUUGGAAUAUUUUAGCUGCCAAAGCAUUAAAGAGAAGAUUAUUUGCUUUAUUUUAUAUAUGGAUUAAUAUUCACAAAAUACUCACAAAAGUGAGUGUAAAAUUGUAUAGAUGUGGGAAGUUAUUACAUGUGAAGAGCAAAGCUUACUUAAUGUCAAAAGUCAUGUUUUAGAUAAAACCAGGAGAGUUUAUGAUUAACACAUAGAAAUUUAGCUUUUAAAUGAUAGUCCCGAUAAAGUUCCUGAACCACACUCAAGGCAAUUGAAUUAAAACAAUAAAAAACACUCAUUUAUGUAAACAUACAAGUAAUAUCUGAAAACAGUUGAAUGAUUUAAAAAUUAUAUGUUUUUUGAUGUUAUUUUCAAAAUUAAAACCUGAAAUUACCACGUUUGUCAAACUUGCCUUUGAUAAUACUGACAUUUUCUCUGCCCACCUCUAGAGAGAGCACAUGUGCCAAAAAGACUGAAUGCUGCUAAGUUUUAGAGCGACUAUUAAAGGUUCAUACGAACAUUGCGGCCUAUCUCAAUUUCUGUUAACAUAAUUAAUAAAAUUAUAUUGAAUUAGAAUUACUCCUUACCCACUUUAUGACAAAUUAUUAUUAUUGUGGAAAGAAUAUCUGAAAAAGGCAUCAUUCAGUGGCAGACAUUUAUAAAAGGUUCCCAUGUAUAUACAUUGUAAAUAUUAUAAAUUAUACCGGCUCUGACAAUUUCCGGCUAUUCAAAAUAAAAUUACGUUUUAAUUUUAUUUUAUAAUAAAAUUUUGUGUGUGUUGUUUA
Messenger RNA from Girardinichthys multiradiatus, 1497 nucleotides. RefSeq names its product receptor activity-modifying protein 3-like. Gene Ontology annotation, molecular function: coreceptor activity. The record is from RefSeq and is a predicted model, not a curated record. The coding region runs from base 73 to 687 and encodes 204 amino acids. The transcript has 6 exons. NCBI's taxonomy places the organism in Eukaryota, Metazoa, Chordata, Actinopteri, Cyprinodontiformes, Goodeidae. Gene Ontology annotation, biological process: calcium ion transport; receptor internalization; cellular response to hormone stimulus. Gene Ontology annotation, cellular component: signaling receptor complex; membrane; cell surface.